AAACCUCCGAUACUGCUAACCCAGCAGCAUCCAGACUGAAUUGACUUAGAAGUUACAACGUGAAGUUUGUGUGAUUGAGCGUUUCUGAGCACGACGCCUGUCGGUGCUUUGCCUGGCGCAGCAGCAGAGCCAGGCUCGGCGGGGCUGGGUAGCCAACACAUCAGUGCCUUGGGUCCCUGCCCAGGCAUCGCUGAGCUCUGCAAUUAGCAUCCACAGGGCCAGAGGCGGCUCGGCAGGAGCUGCUCAGACCUCACAGCUUGGAGCCCUGUGUGAGACGGCUUUCGCUUCGCCCUGUUGGAGUGUUGCAGGCUUGACUGGAGUGUCUUAAUAAAGCAGAAAGCUUAGUCCGAUGGGGUUGGGAAGGGGGUGAAAGAGGAAAGCUUAAUUCCCUGCUCAUCUCAGCCAUGAUUCAAGUCUCAUUUCCCCUUGCGAAGGUUUCCCCUCUUCUUCCCUGCUGUCCAAGUGUUGCUUCUGUUGCAUUUGUUAUUUAUUUUCUUUUUAGCCUGGGGGCUGCUGCGAGAGGUGUCUCUUUGCUCUGCCGGCUGUUCCUGAUGCUUCAUUUUCCUUGCUAAUACCAAUUGUUUCUGCCAAAAUCAUUUGGUGGUGUUAUGUAAACCUAGAAUCGCGCACUAACGCUCUGAUCUGGGUGCUCCUAAACACACUGGAUUGGAUUCGCCCCCGCGCUGACUCUGGUGCCGUCAGGCGCAUUGCACUGGGGCUCCCCUUGGCUCAGCAGCCACCGGGGGUGGGAUGCCACCGGCCACGACACCCACAGCCAUCUGAGCCUGCAUUGCCAUUGUCGCUGGUAGUUUUAGUGGGAGGCAUGAAAACACCUUGUGAGUCACUCGGGGCUGGGAUUUAAGCUGUUUCUAGAGCCUGGUACCUGCAGAGCAAAGCUUGGUUUUUGGCACUGGGGUCUGUGUUUCUGCUGUUGGGUUUGCAGCAGCGUUGGUGGAUGCUACGUGUGUGGUUCCAUGCUGUCACCAAGAAGUGGCUUGCUGCAUCUCCGCCCCAUCGCUGCCCACGGCGCCGGGAAAGCCUGCCUGUGCGGUCUCUGCGCUCGCCGCCAGCCACCCAAUGGGAUCUGAGCUCCUGGAGCAUCUUCACGGAGAUGCUGUGUUCCUGCAGAGGCUGCUGGAUGGGCAUCUCUUCCGCUGUGCCAAAUAGCGUGGGCCCUCCUCUGGUGUACGUGCUCUCUUGGUGGCAACCGGUUGUUUACCAGAAAGUGAUAUUAGUGAAGAUCUUAAUGAAUUUUCAACGUGAUUUGGCAGCCAGAAUUAUUUUUAAAGAAACAAAAACCAAGAGAGAUCUUCCACUGCUGUGUGCCCAACCUCUUCUCCAUAUAUUCCACUGUUUUUGAGAGAUUAAAAAGGGAUUAAGUUCUGCUGAGCUGGUAGUUGAUGCUGAUGAAUGUUUGGAAGGGAUUAGGGUAAAUCCAUUCCUCCUUCUGAUUUAGCUCAAGAUUUGAAUUCAUUGAUAAAACUUGCCCAGAUCACGUCUUGGAAACCUCCUCUGAGCUGGUGAAUCUGCAGAGGUGCAAAUGAAGGCAGAACUUGUUUCUGGAGCAGAAAGGCUAAUAAGUUAACCUUUAUAAGGUUGAUGAAUACUUAAGGUAACUGCACAUCUAUUACUGUGGCAGGUUCCGAUUAAUCCGUGCUGCCACAGAAUUAAAGGGUGCCCAGAGUGGCUCCUCGGCUGGGGAAAACUGCAGCAUGGCUGUGAGAUGCCCCGCAACAACCGACCUGCAUGUGCGAGAUGCUGUGUUUAUGUGUUACUUGAGAUUCAGCUAAAAAAUGCCACCUGCCAACCUCAGGAUGAAGCGCAGUGGGUGCAGCUAUGCAUUGGCGUUUAGGGGCUAGAUCCAGCCCAAGCUGUGCUGGUGUCCUGGCUGCUGUUUUCUGUGGUGCGUUGCAGAGGGACUGGAGGUUGAAGAGGAUGUGCUUGGCAGCCUCCAGCAGCGGUUGGACUUUCUGGUGUAUCUGCGUGCAUCCUACAGCAGAAGCAUGGGGACAGCGGGACUCCAGAGCGUGCUCCUACAAGUUUGAUGGCGAGAACAUGUACAUGGGAAUGAAUGACAACGCCCAGGAGUUUCUAUCGGCAAAUCAGACGUAUAACGGUCAGAAUGAGAACAACGAAGACUAUGAGAUCCCUCCCAUAACGCCUCCAAAUCUCCCUGACCCUUCCCUCCUGCACUUGGUGGACCACGAAACUGGAUAUCACUCCCUGUGCCACAGCCUCCCUCCAAACAGCCUGAUACCAGCGUACCCCUACCAGAACAUGGACCUGCCGGCCAUCAUGGUCUCCAACAUGUUGAGUCAGGAUGGGCAUCUUCUCUCCAGCCAGCUACCCACGAUCCAGGAGAUGGUCCACUCGGAUGCCACGUCCUAUGAGUCCAACCGCCAAGUGCCACUGAUCAAUCGCCCCGGGAUGUUAGCCGGCCCCAUGAGUGCCCUCAGCCAGUCACAGCUCAUUUCUCAGAUGGGGAUGAGGAGCGGUGUGACCCAUGGAUCCCCAUCACCCCCGGGAAGUAAGUCUGCUACACCAUCUCCCUCCAGUUCUACUCAGGAAGAGGAGACAGAGUCACAUUAUAAGGUUACUGGAGAGAAAAGACCAUCAACAGACCUGGGCAAAAAGCCUAAAAGCCAAAAGAAGAAGAAAAAGAAGGAUCCCAAUGAGCCCCAGAAGCCCGUGUCGGCCUACGCCCUGUUUUUCAGAGACACGCAAGCAGCCAUCAAAGGGCAAAACCCCAACGCUACCUUCGGGGAUGUAUCGAAAAUUGUUGCGUCAAUGUGGGACAGCUUGGGAGAAGAACAAAAACAAGCAUACAAGAGGAAAACAGAAGCCGCGAAGAAGGAGUACCUGAAAGCCCUGGCAGCGUACCGGGCCAGCCUCGUCUCCAAGAGCUCUGCUGACCAGGGGGAGACGAAAAGUGCCCAGAGCAAUCCACCUUCCAAAAUGAUCCCCCCCAAGCAGCCCAUGUACCCGAUGCCGCCGCAGGCUUCCUCACCCUACCCUGGCCUGGGCUCGUUCCUGUCCCCGUCAGACCUGCAGAACUACCGUGGCCACCCCCACCCUGGCCUCUCCCGGACCCUCACCUCCAAACCCAUGCUGCCCAGCAUCAGUGCCUCCCCGCCGCCCUCCUUCCAGAUCAGCCCCCCCCUCCACCAGCAGCUCUCCUUGCACCACCCGCAGAGCUCCCUCCUCAGCCAGCCCCUCAGCAUGCAGCAGGUCCCCCAGCAGCCCCUCCUGUCCCCCCCCAUGGCACUACAGGUACAGCCCCCCAUGAACGCCUCGCCUCCCGGGCAGCAGGACUUCUCACAUAUUUCGUCUGAGUUUCAAAACAGUGUUGGACCCCGUUCGCCUGGUGCAUCAAACCCCCCAGGAAGCACUGAGUGGGACAACGACUACCCCAGCAGAGAGUGUGGGAUUAACCACUGCAGCAUGCUGCCAAGGGACAAGGCACUCUACCUCACCUAAAGCUCACCAUCUCUUUCUGAGGGGGCUCAGAUGAAGGACACUUGAGAGGGUCAGACAGACUACCUGGGGAGGCACCGAGCAAGUCGUACGGACGGGACAGCUACCACUGCACCUCGUCGCUGGCUUCGUUUCCAGGCUCUAAGAGCAGUUUUCUUUGAUUACUCUUGAACUCUAAAAACUACUUUCCGUGGAAGCCCAAAACCUCAUAAAUCGUGAAGAACAAAAAAAAAAACCCUAAAAAAAAAAAAAACACAAAAAAAAUUAAAAUACAUAAACACAAAACCAACAAAAAAAAGUAAACUAAGGACACCGGUUUUCUGCUUGCCAUCAGCUUAGCUACAGACUAUUUUCCUAGUGAACUGCUUUUAGACACAGCAUAGGCCAGGUCUGGUGUCCUCCAGCAUUAGGCCAGCUCAGUAGGAGGAUGCACUCUUUUGACUUGCUAACAGCACUAAACUUUGUGCAAGAAAAUGUGAAGUUUGUGUGAAUAUUGUACAUGCAAAGGCCUUGGAUGUCUGGCGAAAAAAAAUACAAAAAAUAAAUAAAAACUAUUCCUAGGUAGGUGGGGGGAGAGAGCAGAAGGCAAAAUACAAGAGGAGAAAUGUGAAAAAAGAUCAUGAAAAUAUAAUUUGUUGGAUAGUUGUAAGUAGUUUACUAAGUGUUUUAGAGCUGUGCUAAAGACAUCUUUAAGAUUUUUUUGUGAAAAAAAUUAGUAGUUUACUUUAUAGUAAAAGCAUUUUAUAUUAAUUGUAGCACAUUUUUUUAGUUAUACAUAGAAGGGAGAUGUGUAUAAAAAAAAAACAAACAAAAAAAGCCUGCCAAACUUGUUUCUAUUAUUUGUACAGCAAGAAAUGGACAAUUUAUAUCCAUGUUGUAUGGCAUUAUUAUAUUUUUUCUGCCAUAUGUCCAUCUAUUUAAAAAUUGCUGACAAUGAUUUUUGUCUAUUUAUGAAAAAUUAGAGAGCAUAAUUACAGUUUCUCAUAAGGUGCAUUUUGGGGUUUUUUUUAUUUUUUAUUUUGUUUGAUGGUGCUGCUUUCGCAGCACCUGGCACAUUCAGUUCACAAUGCUUAUCUUACCUUUCUUUAUAAUAAAACAUAUGAAAAGUAGAACUGAA
Falco peregrinus (peregrine falcon) is the source of this 4591-nucleotide messenger RNA. RefSeq names its product TOX high mobility group box family member 2 (gene TOX2). Bases 1837 to 3477 code for a protein of 546 amino acids. Gene Ontology annotation, molecular function: chromatin DNA binding. The record is from RefSeq and is a predicted model, not a curated record. Gene Ontology annotation, cellular component: nucleus. The transcript is spliced from 9 exons. Gene Ontology annotation, biological process: regulation of transcription by RNA polymerase II. Lineage: Eukaryota; Metazoa; Chordata; Aves; Falconiformes; Falconidae.